AGUCAUCGCAGGUAUUCGCUAGAUGUCGCUGUUCUCAGGUGUACACAGAAUUGAAAAACAACAAUUUAUUGAUAAAUUUAUUGACAUUUAAAAAUGGAAAUCCAUUGGAUCAUAUUUCCAUUGUCUGUCAUUUUUAUUUUAUCCAAAACAGCUGAAGCUUUGCAGUGUUACCAGUGUGACUCUACCUUAGAUCACAAUUGCCAGGAAUACUUUAACCAUGACAACCCAAAUAUUCCACUUCGAGCUACAGAAUGUCAGAUGUACAGUGCCAAGUAUUGUAUCAAAGCCACAGGACUCUGGGGAGGUAUUGUAGGUACACACAGAUUCUGCAGUUCUCGAGACUUGGGUGACCAGUGCCAAGACAUGAGGUUCCCAGAUCACAGCCGUAAAUACCGGGGGUGCAUUUAUACAUGUACUGGGGAUGGAUGUAAUGCCGCUCAUGGAGUUAUCUCUUCAUGUACAGUUAUAGUCCUGGGUGUGUUGUCUGCUGUUGUUGCCAUGGUGAUGAGAAGAUGAACAGCUCUGUGUCUGAAAAAAGGUGUAAAUGUUAUGACAGAGUGUGAUCAGAUUAUGAUUGUGGACAGAGACCUAUGCAAUGAUGAAUGACUGUGCAAUUGAUUAAAUUUUUAUUGUUUACAGGUUCAUUAUGUAAAAUUCCAUUCAUCUUAAACACAUGUAAUGUGUUAACAGCUCUGUUUAGUGUAUUUUAGAAACAUUGUAAAUUAUACAAAGCAUAUCAGCCUGGUUCUGGGCUAGAGGUUACUGUUACUGGUAAAGGCAGUGUGAUAUUUGUUAAGGUUGUCUGAAAAACAUAAUUAAUUUCAUGAUUAUAUUUCUUGAAAGUCUGUUUAAGACCUGUUCUGUACCUUCAAAUUGUACACGUUUUGAAAAGCACUUACAAUUUUGUGCUAAUUAGCUUGACAAUUUAAAGAAUAGCAAGAACUAUUCAAUUCGCCCAAAUGUCAAUGUUGGCAUCAUGCAUUGGCUAAAGAUUUGUAUGCAAGUUUAUACUUCAGUAACCAUUGCAUGUAUUGGACUGAAGCUUUAGACAAGACUUCCUAGUCAUCAAACCUACUGAAAUAACCAGGUUAGGUAACACUGGAUUGAAUUUCAUUCAAAUUAUUGCCUUUUUAAGUGUUUAAAAUUUGGUUUUAGUUUUACAUGCAGCUAACUAUCAAGCUGCAUUUCAGUAACAACUAUAUGUAUUGGAUUGAAACUUCACAAUGUGCCUCAUAGUCUUUAGACCCAUUGAAAUAAAUGAGUUAGAUAACUCUUGGUUGCAUUUAAUUCAAAUUAUGGCCUUUCUUCACUUAGAAAGGUUUUUGGAAGUUCUGCAUUCAAGUUGUUAUUAUUGCCAUAAUGAAAGUAAAAUUUGUAAUAAAUUGUGAUAAAAUAACUUGGUUAAAUAAGUCUUGUGAAGUUAUGGCCCUUGUUUGACUAUAGAUGUUGAGUAAUUGAACACACUGUUUUAUGGACAGCUCUUGUUUUAUAUCCUGGUUGAUAAAAGUGAUAACAAUAUUUGUUUUCACUCAGAUUUUUUACAGUUAAGCAUUUUCCUUUAUAAGUAUUUACUAACUGUUUCGGUACAUACACUAUUUAAUAAGGAUAUAAGUGCAAUUGCUUUGAAAUACGUUGAUUUUUGUAUGAAAAUUUUGUUCUAGGAAGUACCUUAAGGUUUCUAUAAAAUAAUAUGAAAUGAUUCAGGGACCAUAUUCAUCACCAUUUUAAAAACUUUUCAUAUGCUGUUAUUUAAAGGCUGUCAGUCAGGUUUUGGUUGGGUAAUAGUUUGUACUUACCAUUCAUACCUUUUCACAGUGAGCAUUUGAUUUACUUUAGAUAUUCACUGGCGCUACUUUUCAAAUUUGAUUUUUCUAACCCGGUUGCCUAACCAAGACAGAGCUCAUUUUAGUUUUAGGAAAAGUUCUGUCAACUUUAAUUGCAUUAGGAAUGAUAGAAACAUUUUUUUUACAUUCAGCAGAGAUUUGCAUUGAAAAUUUUGUAUAUGUCAGCAUUUUUUAAUAGAAAUACAAGCAAGAUACAUUGUCAGAAAUAAAUUAAUCCUUAAGUACUGUGAAAUUUUUAGAACUUGGCUGUUGGUUUUCCUACUGUUUAUCAAAUAGAGAUGUGAAAUUUAAUUGAAAUCAAAAGAAAUGCGCUGCUUUUUACACAUUUUGGAAUGGAGUUAAUUUCAAAAUUCAGUGUUUCUGAAAAGAAUGUUACUGAGUGUAAUCCACAUUUUUGUUCCUUAAAUAAAUCUUUAACAGAACAUGCAGAAAUGAAAUGAUAUAAAAUAUUGCUAAAUGCAAAUAUUCACCAUUUUGUUGAAAUAGCAUUACCUUUACAGAAAUAAUGAAAGUCUCUAUGUGUAUUCCUGCUAAGAUACUUGGAAGUCAGUGAUAGAGUAAAAGAUUAAAAUUGUUUAAUAUGCAUUUUUAAAGUUUAAAGAAAUCAUUUUGACCAACAGUUUUGUCAGUAUUGUCAGUGGAAAGCAUGCAAAGUGCCAAUUUAACAUCUAGAGAGACUCACUGAAGGGAAAUAAUUGAGGCAAUGGCUGAAACUUUACAAUUUUAACAAUCAAAAUAAUGAGAUGCUCUUAACCCUUACCCCGCUAAAUUUCUAUAAUAAACUUGUCCAUCUUUCAUUUUGGACAAUAACAACAAUGUAAAGGGAUGAUUACCAAAAAGAUACUGACUGUAUGACGAAUAAUGCAGAUCUUAAUCAGACUGCACAGAUGUACAGGCUGAUCCGUGAUCUACAUUGGUCGCAAAGGCGGUUAAAAGUGUGUUAUAUAAUUGUUGAUAUGUACCUCAAAAGUGUCUAGAGUUGUCACACUUUAAAAAUGCAUUUCACCUGUUAGUCAGGAGGAAAAUGUGUAAUUAUUACCUAGGAUUUCAAUAGACUGCACAAAUACUUUAAAAGCAGAUAAGUGUAGGUCCAGUACUUUGGUUAUAUACGUUUCAUUCUAUGAUGAAACAUGUAUCUAUAAAUUGUAUAGAGAUUGUAUAUAUGUGUAAAAUGUAAACAUUCCUUUUGUAUAUAGCAUAUGAUUGAUUAAAUAAUAUUUUUAUACCAAGUUUUAUAAUAAUCUCUACAUCUGUAUAUUUGGUUGUAAUUAUAAACUCAUUUUUCAUUUGUAUAUAGACUAAAUAAUAUGAUUAUUCAACUGAAAAGUGGCAUGCAAGAGUUUAGAAUCAAAAAAAUUUUGCUGUCGUUGCCAUGUGCCUUGUGAUACUUUUGACAGUUACCAGAAAUUAGCAAAGUACAUAAAAAAGUGUACAUUUCUAUACACAUUACAAAACUACAAAUUUAACUACAUUUGUAAGAAAUUGUACUUUUAAAAAGAUAUAAAAAAACUCACAAAGAAAAAAGAUUAUUUUGAAAACAAGAAUUUUAACAUUUUGACACAUAAAUAAACUUUUCAGUUGAAUGGAUAUGAAAAGAAAAAAAAUAUUCAUGUGAUUGUUUCAUUGAUUUACUGACAUUUGUAAAAAAAAAUCAUUUCAUCUAUCAAUCUUCGAAUUUUGUAAUUGUCGUCUUUGAUCUUUGUUGUUUCCUUCUGUAUGUUACAGUGCUCAAGUGCUUCUAAUUUUUGCUUUUAUUUGGCAUGAGCAUGUGAUCUGCUCAUACUUAUAUCUUUCAUAUUCAAUAAAAUCAUGUACAAUUGAUUUUAUUUUAUAAGAUUCUACUUUAAGAUGAUGGUUUCACAAAUAUUUUACGGAUGGAAAAGAUAGGAAAAGCUUAUGGUUGCUUUUUACUCUGUAUACAGGCUUUUCUUUAGGUUUUCAGUACAUGGAAUAUAACUGGUACACCAUACUUUUUUCUUCUGAAAUAAAAAGAUUAAAUAUUAACAAAUUUAAAAAACCAGAUGCUUACAUAUCAAUAAAAAAGGUUUUACUGAUGCAAUUUGAUUUUUAUUGCUAUAAAUAUGUGUAUAGAUCUAAAUAGUUCUAGAAUUUUUACAAUAAUACAUAUCAUAACCUAUACAAAUAAAAUACAGAAGAUAAA
This is a messenger RNA of Mercenaria mercenaria, 4005 nucleotides long. RefSeq names its product U-scoloptoxin(05)-Sm1a-like. Lineage: Eukaryota; Metazoa; Mollusca; Bivalvia; Venerida; Veneridae. Gene Ontology annotation, biological process: sleep; regulation of synaptic transmission, cholinergic; positive regulation of voltage-gated potassium channel activity. Bases 94 to 516 code for a protein of 140 amino acids. The record is from RefSeq and is a predicted model, not a curated record. The transcript is spliced from 3 exons.